AUGCCAGAAGAAGUCUUGGAGGAGGGAGCCCAGUACGGUGCCUUGCCAUUUGAUUAUUAUGUCACAAGUUAUCAUGAUAGGGCGAGAUGGGUCCUUGCUCAGCCUGGUUUCACAAAUGAGCAGAUCCACAUUUUGAGCAUUCACCAGUCAAUCCAUGAGCGAAAUAUUUGUGCAAAUGAAGAAAGUAGAAUGCAGACAAUCUGGCUUCGGACUUGCUACGAUAAGGACCUAAGCGAAAAAUACGAGGAUAUGAAGACCGAGGGCAAGAUCGACGCUGAUAUCGGUUCUAAUCGGUACCUCGACGACAGCAACCGCUACGCCUUUGACGACGGAACGCCAGAUCAUUGGCGACAGGUUCUCGUCCGAGUGCCAGGUAUCACGGACUUCAUAGGCAUCGAUGACGAAAGAGGUGUCCUUAAAUACCGGUCGUGCCUGAAUGACGAUGAGAUUAGGGCCCAAUAUGAGGCGCUAGACGACGAGGAAGAGAGGACCUUAGCUCUUAAAGAGCUGGAAUUCCAGGUUGUGGUAUAUCUACUAGACCGCGAGGCUAUUGAGACGGGUUUGAUCAAGAUGCUUUGGUUGGACGAGCACGGCAAUAGUGCAUGGGAGAAUCGAGUGGAUUCAUGUAGUGUGGAGACGCUUGCCGUCGCUUUUCUUAGAGCCACUCAGCUGAGCGAAAUGCCGGGUGGAAGCUCUGGUCGAGGCUCCUUGAUAUGGCGCACUGGAGGUUAG
This is a messenger RNA of Penicillium samsonianum, 732 nucleotides long. RefSeq lists its product as uncharacterized. The transcript is spliced from 2 exons. The record is from RefSeq and is a predicted model, not a curated record. Lineage: Eukaryota; Fungi; Ascomycota; Eurotiomycetes; Eurotiales; Aspergillaceae. Bases 1 to 732 code for a protein of 243 amino acids.